This is a messenger RNA of Drosophila busckii, 1713 nucleotides long. RefSeq names its product clumping factor B. NCBI's taxonomy places the organism in Eukaryota, Metazoa, Arthropoda, Insecta, Diptera, Drosophilidae. The record is from RefSeq and is a predicted model, not a curated record. The transcript has a single exon. Bases 124 to 1632 code for a protein of 502 amino acids.
CUCACAACAGCCUCACUUUUGUGGGGGUUAACACUUAGACCCUAAAAUAAAAAAAUAAACCAAAACCCAAACCCAACCAACAGACUCGACAAAUAUUUGUCGCCUCACAUUUAAUUUAAUUCGAUGGCAUUCGUAGCACGUCGCAACAGCGAGGGCAAGUUCGUGGAUUGCCAGCCGGUCGCAGGCUGUGGCAUCGCUGUGGCGGAGCUGAGCGAUGAGGAGCCGGCGAGCGUAGCCAGCAACUACAGUGAUCGCUCGUAUAUAACGCAGACAGUGCGUUUUGUGGGCAAGGAUGAGCCAGAGCCAGAGCCACAGCCAGAGCCAGAGCCAGAGCCAGAGCCUGCUGAGAUGCUGGACUUGGAUCUGGAUGAUGAUGAUGAUGAUGACGAUGCGAAUAGCUCGGAGGGCUAUGAUCAGCUAGAUACAGACUUGGACUCGCUGGCAGAUGAGCAGCAGUUGGAAGACGACUACCCGGACUUGAAUGUCAACGACUUGCAAAGCGAUGUGGAGACACUGCAAUGCAGUCGCUCAUACGCUGAGGAUGAAGCUGAUCUGGAGCUGGACAGCGAGCUGGAGCAGUACACUAGCGUCGUGUCCAAGCAGCUCUCCGCUAGAGUCUCCCAUCGCAGCUGCAAGAGCAACGCAGCAAGUCAGCGCACGCUGCAGCUGCAGCUGCCAGCAGAGGACGCGCUCAGCAUUGGCUCCACGGGCAGCGCCACUGUGUGCCACGCCAUGGCCUCGCUGGAGUCGCUUACAAAUCUCAGCGAUUUUGAGGAGCAGGAUGCACUCAGUCAAGUCACCAGUCGCACCUACAAUGUGAAGCCAUCGCCGGGGCGUCGCAAUAGCAGCGCCUCGGCGACGGCUUCCACUUGUAGCUGGAACGAUUUGUAUGGCGGCCUGAAGCCCUCCGAGAGUCGCAGCAACAUUGUGCCCUCGCUAAGCUUGAACAUGUCCACGGCCAGCUCGUCGAGCUCUUCGACCUACUUUCGCUCGCUCAACGACGAGAAGGCGCAGGCGCAGGCGCAUGGUGAGGCCGCCUAUCAGGAGUGGAUGAAGCGCAAGCGCAACCAAAAUGCGCAGAAGGCGCAGCAGGCGAAACAGGAGCGCGAGAAACGCGAGGCGGAGAACGCAGUGCGUCAGCGUUUGGCCAAGGAGCGCUACGAGCAGUGGGUGCGCCAGAAGGAGCAAACCAAUAAGCAAAAGAAGCCGCAGCAGCAGCAGCAGCAGCUGGGCAACGAUCAUAAGAAGGGCAUGAGCAGCACUGGCAGCUGCGCUAGCUUCGCCAGUUCGGGCAGCUGGAAUCCGCAGAGCGGCGUCAAGUUGCCGCACAAGGAGCCGCCCGAGGUGACCAAGAAGCGUCUGCAGGAGUGGGAGCGCAUCAAGAGCAGGCAGCAGCAGCGCGAGCGUGAGCGUCAGCUCAAGCAGCAGCAGAGCAAGCAGCAGGAGGAGCAGCAGCGCAAGCAAAAGUCCCAAGGCGCCUGGCAGAACUGGAUGAAGUCCGUGGGCAAUCGACCCAAGCCGGUGCCGCUUAAUCAAGGCUUCGAUUCGCUGCGCGGCACCGUAUCCAACAUAUACAUUAAUCCCGUGCAGUGGGUAUCCAACAUUGAUCCCAAGGACACGCGCAAUAAUUAGGUUUAAGCUCUUGACUUGUUUAAAACGGCAGCAUACAAAAUAAAAAUAAACAAAUGUUGCUGAGAACGGUGACAAACAUAA